UUUUAUAUAUUCUUUUUUACUUGUAAAUUUCGGUUAACUGAACCGAAGCGGAGGUUAAAACCUAAAUCAAAAGUCUUUCGGAUUAAAAUAUAUACCCCGUGAUAUGCAUUUUCAAAAUUUAACGAAUGGAAUAGAAAUUUACCAGAAAAUCCGGUUCGGUUAACCAAAAGAUUAGAGCCUCGACCUAGAGCCGAAAGUCCUAGUGUAUCGGAUUUGAGCAUGUAUUUCUUAUUAUGAUUGUUUUUUAAAAAUUUUGUCUUGAAAAUUAAACAUUUUUAUUAAAAUUAAUUUUUAUUAUUAAUUGAAAUUUUAUUCUAUAUUUUUAAAUGAAAAUUUAAUAAUUUUUUUACAAUUUUUUUAAAAGCUGCUUUAAAACUUAAAAUUCUCCAAAAUGACUGAAAAUUUUAAAAAUUGCAAUGACAAUUUGUCUACAUCAUCAUAUUCUUGUUGUUCUUGUUGUUCAUCGUACAAUUCUGAUUUUCAACAAAUACUAAAAUUGUUGGAGGAACAAAAAAACGACAAAUUGGAUUUUCAAUUUUUAUUUGAUAAAUUGGAAGUGUUAACUGUUAAAGAAGAAAUAGGCCAACAAGAAAUAAUCAAAGAAUUACAAGAAUUGAAUGAAAAAACGAGUGGAAAUCAAAAAAUUCUGGAACACGUAAAAAAAAUUACUUUUCAAGAAGUUGAAAACAAAAAAUUAAAUUGUGAAGUGGAACAACAAAAAAUAUUUAUAAAAAAAUUGGAAGAAGACAAAUUAACAAAGGAUCAAGUAAUUAAAACUAUGACAGAAAAUGCUGAAGAUAAUAUUAGAGAAAAAAAUUUAACUUUACUUGAAUUGGUUAAAAAAGAAGAGGAAAUGGAUAAAAUUAGAGAAGAAGGAGAUGAAUAUUUUAAUAAAUUAAGUGUGUCAAAUGAUAAAUUGGAAGAAUCUUCAAAAAAAAUUAAUAUACUUGAAGAAGAAAAUAAAAAAUUAAAUAAAAAUAUGUCUCAACUUAAAAAAGACAUUUUUCAAAAUAAGAAGAAUUAUGAACAAGAAAUUCAAAAAUUUACAAAUAUGGCGGACAAAUUAUCAAAAAUAAAUUUAAAUUUAAAAGAAGAUAAAGAUGAAGUAAAUAAAAAAAACAAAGAUCUUUUGGAAAAAAAUGAACAAUUACAAUCUCAACUUAAAAAUUGUUAUAAAUUGAUUCAAGAAAAAAACAAAAAAAUUUGUUCAUUUGAAAUGCAAGCUAAAAAGGUAUUAAAAACAUUUAUAAAGAUCCCCCUCUCCCAACUGUUAGAUAUUGCAUUUCCUUGGACAAUAGGCAAUUAUUGUUUCAAUCACAUGCCAGGGGGGGGGGGUAACUAA
This is a messenger RNA of Meloidogyne enterolobii, 1342 nucleotides long. Lineage: Eukaryota; Metazoa; Nematoda; Chromadorea; Rhabditida; Meloidogynidae. The record is from the annotation of a GenBank genome assembly.